AUGGCCUCGAACAAUGAACCGAAAGACUACAAGCUCUCUCAGGAGCAGAUCGACCAUUUCAUGCGACAUGGCUACGUGCGCCUGACCAACUGCUUCUCCCGAGCUAAGGCAGCCGAGUGGACGGCAGAUGUUUGGACGCGACUUGGCUACUCCCCUACAGACAAGUCAACCUGGACUGCCGAACGAAUUAAUAUGCCCGAACACAAGUCGGAGCCCGUACAGACCUUCGCCCCCAAAGCAUGGGCCGCCAUCUGUGAGCUGCUUGGUGGCGAGGACCGCGUGGCGGCGCACUCGGCCACCUGGAACGAUGCCCUAAUCGUCAAUCUUGGCACGGAGGAGUCCCAGGGGAAAUGGCCCCAUCCGUCUGAGCUGCAAGGAUGGCAUGUCGAUGGUGAUUUUUUCAUCCAUUUCCUUGAUUCGCCUGAGCAGGGGUUGCUGGUCAUCCCUCUGUUUACCGACAUCAUAGAACAUGCCGGUGGCACUAUGAUCUGUUCUGAUGGCAUCAAGAGGAUAGCCCAGCAUUUAUACAAUCAUCCGGAAGGAGUCUCCCCAUACAUGGUUCCUCGCGCCCAGCCUGAUGACCAGAGUGGUGCCUGCUAUGACAGAGUCAUCAAAGAAUGUCAUGAGUUCCACGAGAUGACCGGCAACGUGGGUGAUGUGAUUCUCCUUCAUCCGUUGAUGCUCCAUUCCGCCUCGGUCAACAGUCUGAGAAUUCCGCGGAUCAUCACCAAUCCUCCGGUUUCGCUGAAUGCGCCUUUCAACUUUGACCGGGAAGAUCCAAGCCAGUACAGUAUCGUGGAAAAGAAGACACUGCAAGAGCUUGGAAAAGAUCGCCUCCACGGUUGGACUAUCAAGGGUGGUAGGGAUGCUGUGACUCCCGCAAGACUCAAGGCCCAGGCACGGAUGAAAGAGCAGGAACUAGAACGCCUCAAGGCAUCUCCUGAGACUUCAGGUACAUCCGCCCCCACUCCACCUCAAGUCCCUCUGAGUACAAACCCAGGUCAAGCCACGCGUCGCCGCGAGAAAUGCAGUCUCAUGUGA
Penicillium subrubescens is the source of this 1041-nucleotide messenger RNA. RefSeq lists its product as uncharacterized. Lineage: Eukaryota; Fungi; Ascomycota; Eurotiomycetes; Eurotiales; Aspergillaceae. The record is from RefSeq and is a predicted model, not a curated record. The transcript has 2 exons. The coding region runs from base 1 to 1041 and encodes 346 amino acids.